Molecule: messenger RNA, 2934 nt
Organism: Eubalaena glacialis (North Atlantic right whale)
Lineage: Eukaryota; Metazoa; Chordata; Mammalia; Artiodactyla; Balaenidae
Gene: CEP72
Product: centrosomal protein 72
Biological process (GO): spindle organization; centriole replication; regulation of protein localization to centrosome
Cellular component (GO): centriolar satellite
Molecular function (GO): protein binding
Source: RefSeq, a predicted model, not a curated record
AUGGCGCCGGCGGGGCGGCUGGUUCUGUGUGAAGAGAAGAUCAGGGGGAAGACCGGGCUGGCGCCUCACCGCGGCCUGGCUGAACUUCGGUCAUUAUCUAUUCCUGGAACUUACCAAGAAAAGAUUACUCACCUAGGAAAUUCUUUGAUGAAUUUAACAGGUCUAAAAUCUCUAGAUCUCUCACGAAACUCCUUGGUUAGUCUAGAGGGCAUCGAGUACCUGGCAGCGCUGGAGCGCCUCAACGUCUACCGCAACCGCAUCUCCUCGCUGGCGGAAGUCUUCCGGCUCCACUCCUUAACGGAGCUCGCGGAGGUGGACUUCCGGCUGAACCCUGUGGUGGAGAGCACGCCUGACUACCGCCUCUCCGUGGUGCACGUGCUCCCGCGCCUCCGGCAGCUGGAUGACCGCCCUGUGAGGGAGAGUGAGCGGAAAGCAUCCCGGCUGCAUUUUGCUUCGGAGGAAUCGCUGGACUCAACGCAGAGCUUCCCAGCUGUUUUCAGAGUCGAAAGACCGCAUCACUCCAGAGCCAAGUGCACUGACCCCUCGGCCAAGAAGGGCUUGGUCAUGGACGCGGAUGAUGAGGCGGUCCUGAACCUCAUUGCCGAGUGUGAGUGGGACUUGAGCAACCCUCCUGGGAGCAUGAGUUCCAGCCAGCAGGAGCAAGAGGCCAGCUUCCAGAGCUCCCAAGAGUCGCGGCCCCUAUCGAGUCCUGAGUCAGCACAGCACCAGUGCGGGGACGCCCUGAGGAAGGGCCCCGAGACGCGGAGGAGCGGCUCCAGCGGGGGCCGUGCAGGGCCGAGGGUGCAGGACCAGCGCUGCGGCGAGCUCCCCCCGCGGCACUUGGCCCCGCGUGCCUGCAGAGUCCACGUGCAGGAGGGGCUCUGCCCCUUCUCUGUUGCAGACUCCACGGACACUGAGGACUCAGCCCCCUCUUCUCAGAAGUCAAGUUUAUUGACGCAAAAGGGGUUAAAUCCCUUGCCUGCUCCGGAAAAGUACAGGAAGCGAAGGGUGCCUGGCGGGAGGUUCCAGGCACCUGCGGACCAGGAGCGUCUGCGCUGCCUGGAGGAGAGUCUGAGCAGGCAGAGCGGUCCGGAGGGCUGGAGCGCGGGGCCCUGUUCCCACUCGGCGGCCCUGGGGCCCGAGCAGCGGAGGCCGCCCAGCGUGAGUGAGCGUUGUCACCGCUCCGUUUUGUUAGAAGCGCACUUCCGGGCUCCGCGCCUCUCCCCGCGGUGCGAAGGGCCAUCCCAGGGGGGCUGCCGGCCUACGCAGCCUCCUCGCCCCGCCGGCUGGAGCCAUCCACGGCGCUCUCGGGAGCGGGAGUCCUGGGCGUGCAUCCUUUGGUUCUCGAAGGACACGUCCUCGUUCGGGAGUGGCAGUUCUCCCCCAGAGUCACCCAGAGCGGUUGUGGACGGUGCUUCGUCGCCCUUGUCACUGGCCCAGGUGGAGAUUGAGACAUUCUCAAAGCGGGCGGUAGGGGAGAGCGUCCCAGCAGAGAGGGGCGCAGGUGCCCUGACGGGGGCUGCGGCCCGGGGAGGCCGGGGGCUGGGGCUGGAAGGGGGCGUCCCACGAGGUUGGAGGGGCGCUGCCUGCGGUGCCCCCUCCUCUGAGUACUGUGACCCUGUGGUGGUCGUCCUCUUGGAGAGGGCACGACCCUUCUGCCGGGUGGAAGGCAGAAGCCUGACCACCCUGGGGACCUCGGCUCUGUCCCCCGCGCCUGAGGCUGAGCGUCCAGGUGCAGCUUCUGACGGAGGUGUUUGUGCUGAUGGCGGCUCUCAGCCUCGGCUCUUGGGGGCCAGCGGCCGGCCUCAGGGUUCCCACGCUGACCGCUCCCAGGAGACGGCUGCCCCGCCCUUGGGUGACAGUUUCGCCGCUCCUCCCGGUGUGAGAUGUUGUCCCCGCCCCACGGAUGUGGACACACGUGCGGGGGGCGGGGAGGCGCGGAAAAAGCCAAGGUCGUGGUUUGUUUCCGUGCAGGUGUGUCCCAAAUUGCACUUGGCCGUGCCGCCCGGGAAGAAGGCCACCCUGGAGGUGGCGCUCCUCGGCCUGGUGGAGGACAGGCGCUGGGGUGGCUGCAGGCCCCGGCGCAGCAGUGACGCGUUCCUCGUGAGCUGGCCCAGGGCUCUGCGGGCAGGUGCUCGCGCCCCGCUGCUGGGCGCUGGUCCCCGCGUCUCGCUGGACCGCCUCACCGGCCUCACUGCCGCGCUGCGCUGCGGGAACCGUCCUGAUGGUCCUAUCCACAGCGUCUGGGCUCUCGGGAGGUGGCAGACACGGAGGACUCCACGCGGCCUGUGGCUGUCGUUUCCCACCUGCUGGCGCUCCGGGCUUCCUGGAGCUCGGGCAAGACACAUUUUGUCAUCUGUCCGAGAGCUUACAGCCACUCAGGACCGUUCAACAACGGUGAAUGAAGAAAUUAGCUCCCUGACUGUGGAAAAUAAGUCUUUGCAGAGUCGCCUUGCUGAGCUACAGCAGCCGCGUAGCGUGACGAUGAGCGACGUGGUGUCGGAACUCAGCGACACUCGGAAGGAGAUGGAUCACCUGAGGCAGCAUCUGGACAGAACUCUGGAGGAAAGCAGUAGCUUGAAGUCUCUUCUGUUCAGCGUGAUAAAAGAAGUGAGAAACGCCGACGCUCCAUCCACACUGAACUUGCAGAUCGCUGGACUUCAGACAAGUGUGAAGCGGCUCUCCGGUGAGAUUGUGGAACUAAAGCAGCAUCUGGAGCACUACGACAGGAUCCACGAGCUCACCCAGAUGCUGCAGGAGAGCCACAGGUCCCUGGUCAGCACCAACGAGCACCUGCUUCGGGAGCUGGGCCGGGCGCGGGCGCAGCACCAGGCCGAGGCGGAGCAGCUGCGCUGGAGCUACAGGCAGCUCAAGAAGACCACGGCCCCAUUGCCCAGCCGCCCGCCCGCGCCCGCGCCCGCGCCCGCGCCCUGA